This is a messenger RNA of Nerophis ophidion (straightnose pipefish), 3282 nucleotides long. It is a transcript of the gene galnt1, whose product is annotated as UDP-N-acetyl-alpha-D-galactosamine:polypeptide N-acetylgalactosaminyltransferase 1. Gene Ontology annotation, cellular component: Golgi apparatus. The transcript is spliced from 14 exons. The record is from RefSeq and is a predicted model, not a curated record. NCBI's taxonomy places the organism in Eukaryota, Metazoa, Chordata, Actinopteri, Syngnathiformes, Syngnathidae. Bases 607 to 2280 code for a protein of 557 amino acids.
CUUCCGGGUUGAGGCAGUGAAGGGAGGGAUGAGCAGUGAUGCUGGAUGCUUGUGUGUUCCCUCCGUACAUCAGCAGCCGAACUCUCCCCUCCUCCCCGCUCUCACACACUAGGACUCGGCCAGCUAGAGGCAGCCGCGAGGGACGGAGCUCAGCCAGCCGCGCACUCCUUUCCCCCUUCUCCGUCGCAUCUACGGUCCACCUACUAACCCCGAUGGAUGUCCCAACCCAUAGCUACUUGAGACGUCGGACCACGGCCGAGUAGACGUUCUUGUCGGCCUUACGUCACGCUCCGUUUUCCAUGCCGUAAACGGGUGGUGUUGGACGGCAGAGAGACGGAGAGGAGACUCGCUCCCCCUUGUUAGCAGGGGAAGCUAACCUUGCUAGCUAACUUUAGCCGCAACACUUGGUACCCUGCAGGACUUUCGUGGCUAGCCUGAGGUGGACUCGGUGCGGCCCCGUCGCUCUUUUAAAUUAAGGGGCAUGUUUGAGUGACAAGCAAAGGAGGAAGUGGGAUCUCUGACGCUCUGCCCUCUCUGCUGGUGGAGCCCCCCUUCAAUAUCUGACCAGAGACCCUCCUUGUCACCUGGAUAGGUGACACUUCCAGGAUGCGGAGAUUUGCCUACUGCAAGGUGGUUUUGGCCACCUCUCUGGUGUGGGUGAUGCUGGACAUGUUUAUCCUGCUCUACUUCAGCGAGUGCAACAAGUGCGAUGACAAGAAGGAGCGAGGACUGCCUGGUAGAGAUGAUACCAUCGCGAGGCCACGGGAUGGCCCCGGUGAAGGGGGGAAGCCUGUGGUGAUCCCAAAGGAGAACCAGGAAAAGAUGAAGGAGAUGUUUAAAAUUAACCAGUUCAACCUCAUGGCCUCGGAGAUGAUUGCACUCAAUCGGUCGUUACCCGAUGUUCGGCUAGAAGGGUGCAAGAACAAGUUAUACCCUGACAAUCUGCCCAGAACCAGCGUGGUGAUUGUAUUUCACAACGAGGCGUGGAGCACGCUGCUGCGGACCGUCCACUCUGUCAUCGACCGCUCUCCCCACACACUGUUGGAGGAGAUUGUUCUGGUGGACGAUGCCAGUGAGCGAGAUUUCCUAAAACGGCCGUUGGAGAAAUAUGUGCGAAGGCUGGAGGUUCCUGUCAGGGUAGUGAGGAUGGAUCAGAGGUCUGGACUCAUUCGAGCUCGCCUCAAGGGGGCUUCCAUCUCUACAGGCCAGGUCAUUACCUUUUUGGAUGCUCAUUGCGAAUGCACGACAGGCUGGCUGGAGCCACUGCUUGCUCGCAUCAAGCACGACAAGCGAACAGUUGUGUGUCCCAUCAUCGAUGUGAUCAGCGACGAUACCUUCGAGUACAUGGCGGGAUCAGACAUGACGUACGGAGGUUUCAACUGGAAGCUUAACUUCAGAUGGUACCCAGUGCCACAGAGAGAAAUGGACCGCCGCAAGGGAGACCGGACACUUCCUGUCAGGACUCCCACCAUGGCGGGUGGCUUGUUCUCCAUCGACAGAGAUUAUUUCCAGGAAAUUGGCACGUAUGACGCAGGCAUGGACAUCUGGGGUGGAGAGAACCUUGAAAUCUCUUUCAGAAUAUGGCAGUGCGGCGGAACCCUAGAGAUCGUCACGUGCUCCCACGUGGGUCACGUGUUCAGAAAGGCCACGCCCUACACGUUUCCCGGAGGAACGGGACAGAUCAUCAACAAAAACAACCGACGACUGGCAGAGGUCUGGAUGGACGAGUUCAAGAACUUCUUCUACAUCAUCUCCCCUGGUGUGACCAAAGUGGACUACGGUGACAUCACGUCUCGCUCUGCUCUCAGACAGAAGCUUCAAUGCAAACCUUUCAGUUGGUACUUGGAAAACGUCUAUCCCGACUCCCAGAUUCCUCGCCACUAUUACUCUCUUGGAGAGAUCCGAAACGUGGAGACCAAUCAGUGCUUGGACAACAUGGCCCGCAAAGAGAACGAGAAGGUGGGCAUCUUCAACUGCCACGGCAUGGGGGGCAACCAGGUGUUCUCCUACACGGCCAACAAGGAGAUCAGGACGGACGACCUGUGUCUGGACGUGUCCAAACUCAACGGGCCCGUCAUGAUGCUCAAGUGUCAUCACCUCAAAGGCAACCAGCUGUGGGAGUACGACGCCGUGAAGCUGAGUCUGGUGCACGUCAACAGCAAUCAGUGUUUGGACAAAGCCAGCGAGGAGGACAGUCAGGUGCCCAGCGUCAGAGACUGCACGCACACACGCUCGCAGCAGUGGCUGCUCAGGAACGUCACGCUACCUGAGGUCUUCUAAACACACAGGAUGAUGACCCCCCUCCCCCCCACCCCCACCUGACCCACGGACACACACAUGCUCUCACACACACAUGCAGCGACUGGGAGCCAAAAUGGCGCGGGGGCCGUCCCGUGAGGUGAGGACGGGGAGGAUGCCUGCCUUCUGUCACGGGGAGAAGGAGCGUUGGUUGGAGAGGAAAAGACUCCCACUCGGAGCCACUAGAUCUUUCUCUUUUCUUGUUGGACAUUCAGCGAGUGAUUUAAUGUGAAAACGUCUUCAUCAUCUUGUAACGUUUACUGACCGCCUCUUCUCAGAAUGUGUGCACUUCAUUUGUGUGUGACAUGAAUGUUUGCUUUUUUUUAUUUAAUUUCGUUGCGAAAAUGAACUCUUACCUCUCCUUGCUAAAGUGUAUGUCUCCCUCCGGUGUCCACUCCGUGUCAUUGCACCCGACAGACUGAUUAUUCUAAACGGCCGAAAAGAAGCAGUUUAUCAUAAAAAAAAAACAGACACGCCAACAAAACGAGGACCAUUUAUUGAUAUCACUGCCUAGUCACGAGACUCCACCGGAUCAGAUGCUCUUCCGGUCAAGUAACACUCCUGGGUGGAGUGUGCGCGCGCAAUCCAGCUUCUUCCAUACUGUUGAGUCACGUGAGUUUUUCAACUUACUAGUUUUUGGUUCAUUUUUUUAAACAAAGCUGCUUUUGAACGCACCACGGAGGGCGUCAGCGAGGCAUUCAGGGACUGAAUGAAGGUAAAGAAGACAUGUUUGCAUCUUUUAGGACAUAUCUGACCUUGUCAGCUGACGUCAUAUUUCACUCCGCGCAUAUCUCAUAAGGCGCUAAACAUCCAUCAUAUUUAGUUUUUGUUUGUUUUUUACGUAUCAUGACGUGAUGUGUUUACAUCAUCUUGGCAGAGUUUGCAAGUUGUGCUGUUUGGAUCGUGUUGGCGUGUCUACUCUGACAAUUAACAUCAAACGUAGAAAAUAAAAGUGAAGGCAUUUACACAACCUGACAAGGAAAA